GGAAGUAGCAGCAAAAGACGGCUUUUCAUAGCACAGUACUCAAUUCCCCCCAUUAAUUGGGUUGUUGUCUUUUUCAUUCUUACACUUCUACUUCAGGCAACACAAGAGAUUUUGUGGGGGUUCUGUUUCUCUUUUCUCUUAUUCCUUUCCCUCAGAAUACUUACACUUCACAUAGAUGGUGAAAUUUAUGAAGUUUAAUGAAUCUCUUUGUCUCUGAAUUAUGAGGGGAAUUGGGGUGAAAUAGCAGUGGUUUUGUUGUUCUGGGUUGUUCGUUUGUUGGAACUGAAUUCCAUUAAAAAUGGGGCGGCCAGGAUUGAGGAGCUGUGGUGUCUCGGCAGAGUAUUCGUGUGAACAACCGAAAUUAGAGAUUAGUGGUAAUAUUCGUCUAAUGCAACAUAUUUCAAGAUCACAGAAUGUUGAUGAAGAUUAUGUCGAGUUUUUAAAGUUUCUCUACAACUAUGAUAUAACUUCUCAGUCAUACACAAAUGAACAUGGAAAUGAUGGCAGCGCUGAUGCGAUUGAGGAUGAGGAUGAAGCUGACCCGCAGUACAAGAUUUUUUUGGCUAAUGCUAAGCCUGAUGGAAAGUCAUAUGUGCUAAAAGUUGAUUCAGAGGAUGGGUUUCCUGUGUUCAUAAAGUAUGAGAAAGAGUGUGGGUGUAAUCAUGGGUGUGAAUGUUUGCAUCAAGAAAAACAGAAGGAUAUGGAGAUGCAAAAGGAUGCUGUGGAUAAGAAAAACUUGCUCAGUAGCAAUAGAUCCAUGGGAGACGUGGAUGCGAUAUUUGAGCCUGUCGAUCCUAUUUCUCAGAGGAAAAUAGGGAUUGUGAGCCGGAAGCUUAGCACGGGGAAACAUGGGGCAUCCAAGAGGCAGGGAAAAUCCAAGACUAAGAUAAAGUCAGGUGAGGAGAAGAUGAUGGAAAAAGGGAGUAGACCAGUUAAUGUCACAGGUAAAGUCGAAGCAUCUGAUGUAGAUGAAGAUUAUCGGUUACUCCUGGAGAAUCUUGAAUGUAAGAAUUGGGGCUUGAAAGCCCCGUUAAGAAGCGGUACCAUUAUUGAAUAUGAAGCCGUGGAAGAUGAUGUUGAAAUCCUUUACGACAAUGGUGGUACGCUCAACAAGAGAAAUGUGCGGUCUAAGUUCAGGCAGAAAGUCAUGGAUCUUCUAAAGAAGCCUUACAAUCCAAAUGAGUACGAAGAACUAUGGACUGAUGUCAAUGCUAAAAAACCAGUGCUAAAGCAUAUGGACUUGCGUAAUGGGAAAAUGAAGUUUUAUGAGACACAGAAAAUGGGAAAGUCAUAUCUGGAUCACCAUGCAGGUGAGUGGUUCAUCUCAGCACAAUAGUGAAGAAUACAUUGAUGUUUUCCUUGGAUUGGGUUCUUGAUAUGCCUACACCUAUGACCUAUCUGUUACUAAUCAAUGAAAGAAGGUUGUUGGUCAAAAGAUAAUGUUAUAUAUAUGUAUGUUUUAGAUACAAGGUUUAACGCUAUCUCGAGACCUUAAAGUUGCUAGUUAGAAUUUGAAUUCUGGAGAAAAAAAGUUACUAACAUUGUAAUACUUUUACUUUAUCAAAAAAAAAAAACAUUGUAAUACUUUUAUUAACAACAUUAACAAACGAAUGAUGCGGUUGAUGAAAUCAGCCUCACCUUAUGAAAAGUAACAGUGGUUCAGUUUAAACUCUUGUUUGGGCUAGUUUCCUAUGCAUUUUCACUAAACUAGGUAAUGAUUAAACUGAAGGGGAGCGUUGGCGUAACUGGUAAAGUUGACUCCAUGUGACCAGGAGGUGAAGGGUUCGAGCCGUGGAAACAGGCUCUUGCAGAAAUGCAGGGCAAGACUGCGUACAAUAGACCCUUUUGGUCAGGCCCUUCCCGAACCUCGCGCAUAGCGGGAGCUUAGUGCACGGGGCUUCCCUUUUUUAGGUAAUGAUUAAAUUGAUGACAAAUUCAGAACUAGCAAAAAACAUAAAAGACUUACCAUGUGUUGUGCUUUUGUUGGCAAUGCCAGCUUCAUCAUCCUAGAUUAUUUCUUUCUCAAAUCUUCAGUUUCAGUAACUUAUAAGUACAUGAUUUUUCUUUAUUAUAAAUAAUUAGAACAAAGUUUCAGAGAAACAUCCAAUGUGUUAAUAUGAGAAGACAAAACACCAUUGCCCUUUUGCAUCUUGUCCUAGUUCUGCAGUGACCUAUGUUUAAACUUUCAAGUGAUCAGAAAAUUUGGGUAAUUGACAACUUCGUCCCAUUGAAGCUUAAGAAGAAUUGAAAUUGUUGUAUUCAUACACUGGUUGAAUAUAAGGAUUAUGUGUUUACGCGAGUGCUGAUCCCAUUUGACUAGUACAAGUAGUUUCAGGAUGAGCACUCAACCAUAUAAAUCCCAUACUUGAAUUUCAAUAAUCAUUUUAACCAUCCAUGCCCGACUUGUGUGAUUAUACUGGGCAUAUUGUUGUUGUAUUGUAACCAUCAUAUGAUUUAUUUAGCAACCUGAUGUUUCACUGACAAAUUUAGUCGUAUAAUAAAGCACCGUAUCUUCUCAUUUGGCU
Molecule: messenger RNA, 2525 nt
Organism: Nicotiana tabacum (common tobacco)
Lineage: Eukaryota; Viridiplantae; Streptophyta; Magnoliopsida; Solanales; Solanaceae
Source: RefSeq, a predicted model, not a curated record